Molecule: messenger RNA, 747 nt
Organism: Centropristis striata (black sea bass)
Lineage: Eukaryota; Metazoa; Chordata; Actinopteri; Perciformes; Serranidae
Product: transmembrane protein 182-like
Exons: 5
Coding region: 1-747 (248 amino acids)
Cellular component (GO): membrane
Source: RefSeq, a predicted model, not a curated record
AUGAGGGUGGGAGCUGCGACACUGGCUGGGGGGAUAUUUGGGUUAUUAGGGACUCUGUGUUUCUUCCUCGCCUUCGGGACAGACUACUGGCUGGUGGCCAGUGAGGACUGUGAAGCGUAUACAUGGCCGACAGAAACAACACUAAAAGAUGCCAAUGAGACUGAGAUCCAGUUAGGGGAAGCUGUCACUGAAUCUCCCCCAUCUCUCUUUCUGCACCACGAGGGCUUCUUCUGGAAAUGUGUGUUUGACGUGGAGCCCACAGCACAUGCAGUCCUGGCCACGCUCUUCACAAACCAGCCAGAAGAAAAGAUCUGUAUCCAUGGUUACCUCUUCCCUCUGCCUGUUGCAGUUGGACAGGUGUCUCAUCCAAGAUAUGAUGAUGCAGCAGUGCUUCGGGGUUUCUGGACCGUGCUGAUAAUCCUCGGCCUGGUCGCUGCUCUAACCGGAGGCUUCCUUCUGGUCUGCGGUGUCCCCUUCUUCAGCCACAAACUGUACAAGCUGGGCGGAGCUCUCCUCAUCACUGCUGCCUGCUUGUUCCUGUUCGUGCUGGUGCUCUACGUCCUGUGGAUGGAGGUGAUGGAUGUGAGGAGCUACAUCCUGCAGGAGAGCGCAGAGAGAUGUAAACAAGUACAGGUCUCGGUACAGUAUGGCCUGUCAUUCAUGGUGGCGGCCGCUGGCGUUCCUCUGGAGCUCAUCUCUGGUAUGAUCUUCAUGCUUGUGGGCCGCGCGCUGCGUGCCAGCAAGUGA